AUUUUUUAUGGUAAACUAGAAGGACACAAGAAGAUAUCGAUAGCAAUGUUUACGGUAUGGCUAUUUAUAUUGCUGGUAAACACUGUUGGUGGUGUAAUAGAGUUAACUGAUUUCUAUCCGUACGGGACAGUAACAAACGAUCAAAUGUUACCAAAGAGAGACGAUGAAUCAACAAGAAUAACGAUAUCGUUCAACUUUCCAUUCUUUGGUUCCAUUUACCAAGAAGUGUUUUUAAGUACAAACGGAAUAAUAACAUUUGGAGCCGGAAAUAGAGAUUACACCCCGACGCCAUUUCCACUGCAAAACAUGCAAUCUGUGGCAACUUAUUGGACAGACAGCAAUCCCGCAAACGGAGGAAACAUUUUCUAUAAAGAAACAAAAAAUAGAACUCUUCUCAGAAAAAUUUCUGAGGAAAUAAAGCAUCAUCUUAUCAGUUACUAUAGAUUUAAUGCUGAAUGGGCACUAAUUGUUACUUUUGAUAAAGUGCUGCCAUACGGGUGUGGAUGCAAUACCUCAUGUUCCAGUAAAGUUACAUACCAAACAGUUCUAACCAGUGAUGGAGUUAACUCGUUUGCAAUUUUUAAUUUUAACCAGCUUGGCUAUUCUACGGGAUCAAACGGCUGCACAGGUUUUGCUCAAGUAGGUUUUAAUGCAGGAGAUGGAAAAAGAUUUUUUCUUAUGCCAAAAUCCAAAACUGCUGGGAUACCAGAAAUUGCGCUUUUUCACAGCAACGUAGGAAACCCUGGAAAAUGGAUAUUUUCAACUGAUGCUAACGAUAUUAUUGAACAAUGUAACACAAAAGGUCAGCUAGAAAUAUAUCCAAGAAAGGCACUUUAUUUUGGGGCUUGCGAGCUUAUAAUAUCGGGUUUUUGUUACCAGCAAAACAAUUCAAAUAUUUCGGUUAUGAUUGAUAACAAUACUGUUUCUUGCUUCCUUGGACAAUGGCAAAACUUGCACUGUAGAGUUCCGUUUCUCAAAAAACUAGGAAAAAUUGAUAUAGUUUUAGAAUACAACUCUACUAUAUACAAGAGCUUUAUCAUAUCCGUAGGAAGAGAUGACGGCAUGGUAGUGGAAAACAUAAACAAUAUUCUAUCUGAACCACACUUAGACGAAAAUUUUUCUAUAGAGUGGGAUCCUACAAAUGAUGAUCAGCAAAGCAUUGAGUUUUCAGGAUAUCAGAUUGAUUAUUAUAUAAACAAUCAAGGAUCUAUUGUUUUUGAAGAAAUAAAUGCUCUACGAUAUGGCCAUAUUUCAAACAAUGGAAAAGUUUCUUUGCGUCCCUUUGUAACCUCAAAAUAUCACAAGUAUGUUGAACUUAAGUUAAUAAGAAGUAUUUUUUUAUCAGGCUACUUUACUUCUACAUCUGCUAUUACAGCCAUGAUUGUUAAAACAGAGAAUUCAGCAGCUACAAUGCAUUGCACUAAUUGGUAUUAUAAUCAAUCGUCAUCUUCAGAAAUACGAAGUAUAGUUGAGGAUUUAAAUCAAAGAAAAGCCUGUUUACCAGCAAUCCCUCCAAAUUUUCCUCAUAAAAUAGAAAAUUACGUUAUAGACGAAAGAUGCAAUCCAAAAGAUGUAAAAAAUAAAGUAAUGUGUGAAACGUUUCAUCCUGGUGCAAAGGCCUGCUAUAGAAGCACACAAAAUGAAGGCGAUCCAGUUGUCCAAUGCUGCUACAGUGAUGAUUACAAACUUUUGUUAAGUAAACCUUCUAGUGGAACACUUAGCUUUGGUGAUUUAGAAAUAACUACAUUGGGUCAUUUUAAAAAUGAUCUACUGCCCUAUUUAACGUGUUGCAAAAUAGGAAUCAAUCAAAAGGAAAAAUAUUAUCAAAAACGACCUAGUAUAAAUCCUAGAAUCGUGAGACCAAGAAUAGCCGUAAACGCAAAUGGAGAUCCUCAUUUUACUACGUUGGAUGGAACUUCUUACAGUUUUAACCCUGUUGGUGAAUUUGUUUAUUUGACAACACUAACUAAGUCUGAUAUAAUUCAGUCACGAAUGUCUCAAUUUAUCAAUCAAAACGGCAUUAAAAAAGGUGCUAGCUUUUUUUCUGGAUUUGUAGUUAAAGGACAUAAUUCUGACACCAUUCAAAUAGAAUUAAGUACCAAGCAAGCUUUUGUGUUUAUUAUUAACGGACAAUUAAUGAAUUUGGAUUUUGGAUUUUGGGAAUUUAAUGGAAUAAGUUUAGAUUACGAAAACAAUGCGACCGUAGUAGUUCAAACUAAUUCGGGUAUUCGAUUUGAGAUAAUAGCCCUUAAUAAAGCACUUCACACUAUUUUAAUUUUAUCGGAAACAUUCAAAAACCGAAUUAGAGGUUUAAUAGGAGACUGGGACGACAAUUCAAGCAAUGAUCUAAAGUUACCGAACGGAACAUUUAUUUCAAGCGACUCAACUAACUACGAUAUUCACUUUAAUUUUGGAAUGUUUUGGUCAACUUCUAAUGAAACAUCUUUAUUCACUUAUCCUAACGGUCUCUCAUGGUUUGAUUAUCAAGAUCAAAGUUUUGUCCCUGACUUUUCAACUCCUUUUGAUUACCCGCAGUGUAACGGAAGCAAAGCUUGUAGUUAUGAUAUACAAGUCACCGGUAAUGUAAACUUUGGAAUAAGUAAUUUAGUUAUAUUAAAUAAAACGGUUGAUUUAAAACAAACCUAUCAAAACAUAGCUCAAACGUGCCCUCCUAGUUUUAACGUACUAAAUGGCAAAGUUGAAGUAAAAGUAAACGGAAAUUCAGUGCAAUACUUUCUUAUAUGUAAUAACGGAUUUAAAGUUACUGGAAAUAAGUAUUCAAAAUGCGAAUCUGGUUCAUACCCCCCAAUUGGUUUUUGUAACCUUCACUCUAAUUCUGGCAAAAGACUCAAAUUUGCUUCAUUUCUUUUAAUUGGGUGCUUGAUAUACAACUUUAUUUAAAACUUUCAUAAUAUUUCCGCCUAAUAAUUGUCAUUUUAAAAAUAUUUUUUAUAAUAACUUUUGAUUCUAUAAAAAUCAUUAACUUUUAACGGAGAACUUUCAUUUUAAUUUUAAUUCACUUGAACCAAUUUGCCGUUUGGAAGGUUAGUUUUGUUUCAUCUACAUAUUUUAUAUAUCUUGUUUUUUAAUUCGUAAAACUCAAAAUGAUAAGCAUAGAUUGAGGCAAUGUUAACCUUGCAACGUAUUGUAAAAACCGAUUUUUUAUAUA
Messenger RNA from Hydra vulgaris (swiftwater hydra), 3169 nucleotides. RefSeq names its product protein mesh-like. Lineage: Eukaryota; Metazoa; Cnidaria; Hydrozoa; Anthoathecata; Hydridae. The record is from RefSeq and is a predicted model, not a curated record. Gene Ontology annotation, biological process: cell-matrix adhesion.